Rosa chinensis is the source of this 1854-nucleotide messenger RNA. Its product is annotated as cucurbitadienol 11-hydroxylase. The record is from RefSeq and is a predicted model, not a curated record. Lineage: Eukaryota; Viridiplantae; Streptophyta; Magnoliopsida; Rosales; Rosaceae. The coding region runs from base 202 to 1632 and encodes 476 amino acids. Gene Ontology annotation, biological process: sterol metabolic process. Gene Ontology annotation, molecular function: heme binding; iron ion binding; monooxygenase activity. The transcript has 9 exons.
UAAUUACAGCAUCCCCUACAGUUUUCCUGAUUAUGGAGUAGCUGGGUACUAUAAGUCACCUAUGACCCGCCAAGUCCAUAUGCUUUUGUCCUUUGGCAUUUCGAUCAGCCACUCUAUAUAACCACUAUAUUUCUCAUCAUUCCUUGAAUCUCAUAACAUACUGCACUGAAUCUUCUUGUUCAUUAGAGUAGGGCAAUCACCAUGUGGACGGAGGUGGGAUUGUGUUUAGUAGCAUUUCUGGUGAUAUACAUCACCCACUGGAUUAUCAAAUGGAGGAACCCAAAGUGCAAUGGGGUUCUUCCUCCAGGUUCAAUGGGUUUGCCUCUCAUUGGUGAGACCCUCAGUUUGAUCAUUCCAAGCUACUCCCUAGAUCUUCACCCUUUCAUUAAGAAAAGACUUGAAAGAUAUGGACCUAUAUUUCGGACUAGUUUGGCGGGUAGGCCAGUUGUGAUAUCAGCUGAUCCUGAAUUCAAUAACUUCCUUUUUCAGCAAGAAGGGAGGUCUGUUGAGUUGUGGUACUUGGAUACAUUUUCAAAGAUCUUCGUGCAUGAAGGUGAAUCAAAAACAAAUGCAGUUGGCAUCGUUCACAAGUACGUAAGGAGCAUUUUCUUGAAUCACUUUGGUGCUGAGAGGCUUAAGGAAAAGUUGCUCCCUGAAAUACAAGAAUUCGUCAACAAAAGUCUAUGUUCUUGGUCAAGUCAGGAAUCUGUUGAAGUGAAACAUGCUGGCUCAGUUAUGGUUCUUAAUUUUAGCGCAAAGCAGAUGAUUAGUUAUGAUGCUGAAAAAUCUGCUGAUGACCUGAGUGAGAAAUAUACUAAAAUCAUAGAUGGUCUUAUGUCGUUUCCCUUGAAUAUCCCUGGGACUGCAUACUAUAAUUGUACCAAGCACCAAAAGAAGGUAACGACCAUGUUGAGAGAUAUGCUCAAGGAGAGACACGAUUCACCUGAGACCCAACAUGGAGAUUUCCUUGAUCAAAUUGCAAAUGACAUGGAUAAGGAGAAGUUUUUAUCACAGGAUUUUAGUGUUCAGUUGGUGUUCGGGGGCUUAUUCGCUACCUUUGAAUCUAUUUCAGCAGUGUUGGCAUUAGCCUUCAGUUUACUUGCAGAGCAUCCUUCAGUCUUUCAAGAGUUGACUGCUGAGCAUGAAGCUAUUCUCAAAAACAGAGAAGAUCCAAAUACUUCACUCACAUGGGAUGAAUAUAAAUCGAUGACUUUUACUCUUCAGGUUAUCAACGAAACCCUUCGGUUGGGUAAUGUUGCACCAGGCUUGUUGCGUAGAGCUUUGAGAGACAUCCCAGUAAAGGGAUUUACAAUCCCAAAAGGUUGGACGAUUAUGGUUGUCACGUCUGCGCUUCAGUUAAAUCCCAGCACAUUCGAGGAUCCCAUUAAGUUCAAUCCAUGGCGUUGGAAGGACAUUGACUCGCACUCUAUAUCCAAGAAUUUCAUGCCUUUUGGUGGAGGAAUGAGACAAUGUGCCGGGGCAGAGUAUAGUAGAGUUUUCUUGUCUACAUUUUUCCAUGUCUUGGUCACCAAAUAUAGGUGGACAACAAUCAAAGGAGCACGGAUUGCUCGAAAUCCCAUUUUAGGGUUUGGUGAUGGCAUUCACAUUAAGUUCUCAGAGAAGAAAAAGUGAUCUCCUGUUUGUGUAAGGUUAUCCAACAGUUGUCCAGCCUCUUAAAAUCCCAGCUAGUAUUAAGAACUGGGCUUAUGUAUGAACUUUAUUAGAAAAGUCUGCCGCAGCGAGAUAUGUUAAAUUUAGUAUAAAUAACAGAGAGUUUCCCUUUUUUUAAAAGUCUGAUAUAUGAACUCUUUUGUUAACCAGAGCUACCUACGUAUUUGUCAAAAAAAAAAAAAA